GUCUCAAAAUGGCAGCUGCUGUUGUUAGGGAAGUUGUCACUUGAUUGACAACGUGAUUGCGGACGGAGUGUGUUUCCCCAAAAGCGCAGCGGCAGUUCCGCAUGCACCUGCAAACAGGUUUCUCUGCGCCCCGUGAAAUGUGCGCCGUCAGAUGAACGGAGCCACGCUGCAUGAGCUGGUGCGGGCGGCGGGGUGCGCUCAUGGGCACAGAGUCGCCGUGCGCUUCGAGGACGGCACCGGGGCAGCCUGCGUUUCGCGCACUUACGCCGAGCUCCUGGCUUCGGCCGACGAGCUGAGCACCCUGUUGAAGAGGUGCCGCCACUUGCGAAACGAAAGGGUUUUUGGUUUGUACUACCAGCCAGGGGUACAUCUUGCCAGCUGGAUUCUGGGAAUUCUUCAGGUUCCUGCUGCCUACCUGCCGGUCGAUCCAGAGGCCCCCUCGCAGCUGUCGGCCGGCGUUUUGCGCCAGAGCGGGCUAGAGUACAUCCUCGUCCAGAGUGACCUGAUUCAGCGGUUCCAGAAUUCGUUUUCGACGUACUUGCGGCUGGAAGUAAGCGAAGAGCUGCCAAGCCUGAGCGUCCUGCUGGUCGAGCUCCGAGGAAGGGCGCCGAGCAGCCCGCUGGCCGGCGCCGGCUGGGGAGAGAGGGCCGCUGCGCAGGCGGACAGCGGGGCACCGGGCUCCCUCGCCUACAUCCUGCACACAUCGGGGACCACAGGACCCCCCAAAACCGUCCGAGUGCCCCACAGCUGCAUAGUACCCAACAUUUUGCAUCUCAGGUCUCUGUUCCAGAUGACGCCAAAGGACGUGGUGUUCGUGGCCUCUCCUUUGACCUUUGACCCCUCAGUGGUGGAGCUGUUCCUUGCUCUGUCCACUGGAGCGUCUCUCCUGAUCGUUCCCUCCGUCGUUAAAAUGAUCCCCAGUAAACUGGCUGAGAUUCUCUUCAAGCGUCACCACGUGUCCGUCAUGCAGGCCACUCCAACACUGAUCAAAAUGUUUGGCACCAGCCUGCUCCAAACUACAGUGCUGUCGGCCGCCACCUCCUUACGCGUUCUGGCACUUGGCGGGGAAGCUUUUCCUUGCCUGUCUGUCCUCAGGAGCUGGAAGGAGGAAGGGAACCAAACCCAGGUCUUUAAUCUCUAUGGCAUCACUGAGGUGUCCUGCUGGGCAACCUGCUACCAGAUUCCAGAAGGAGCUGUCGGGAGCAGCUCUGCGGAUACUGACUCCGUGCCUUUGGGAACUCCGUUGCUUGGAACCACAGUGGAAGUCAGGGAUGAGCGUGGCAGCGUGAUCACCCACGGAGAGGGGCAGGUAUUCUUAGGAGGCGGCGGGAGGGUGUGUUCCCUCGGGGACGAAGCCGAGGCCGCGGCCCCGGGCGCGAUGCGCGGGACGGGGGACUGGGUGGAGCUGCGGGGAGGUCACAUGUACUACCUGGGCCGCAGGGACCGGCUGCUCAAACGCCACGGCAAGAGACUGAGCCUGGAGGCGCUGCAGGAGACCAUUGAGCGGCUGGGCCUCGUGCAGGCGUGUGCUGUGACUCUGCAUGAGGGGAAGAGGCUUCUGGCGUUCGUGGUGCCUGCAGGUCAGCACACGGACCUGGAGAGCACAAUUCUCCGCAGCCUGUCCGAACUCCUGCCCCUCCACAGCGUUCCCGACCAGCUGCUGACAGUCGAGGCCUUACCUCUCACAUUGCACGGAAAAGUGGACCUGGCCGAGCUUGCGAAGGUUUAUGAACAGCAGAGAGGGCUCUCGGUGCUGCCGGCCGCUCUGAACGGAAGAGCCGACUUGUGGGAGCGAUUACAAGCCCUGUGGAAGGGUGUUCUUGGUCUUCCCGAAGAUGCUGUCGUUCCGUCGGAAUCAAUGUUUUUGUCCAGCGGUGGGGACUCCAUAAGAUCUCUCCGCCUGUUGGAGGAGAUCGAGGCCGCGGUGGGGCGAGCCACUCCUGGACUCCUGGAAGUCAUCCUGAGCCGCCCCUUUUCCGACCUGUGCCGCGGCGUCGAAGCGGUGGCGUUUCCCGUGAAGCGCGGGGGCGGGGCCCCGGGGCGCGGGAAGAGGCGGCUGGCCGCAGAGGCGUCGCCCGCCCUCGCCAAGCCGCGCAGACAGGAAGUGGCGGGAGAGCGUGCUCCGGAGCCCGCGGGCUUUGUGGUUGUGAGGAGAGCCGGUCAGGUCCUGAGGAGGAGCCCGGGCGAGUCGAGCGAGGCUCUCCGGGAGAGAACGAGGGACAAGUCGGACGCUUCGCAGGACAGCGGGGGAGCAGCCGCAGCACCAGCAGGGGGCAGCGUUGAGUCUGGGGCAGCUACCGGCUCUCCCUUGCCGCAGCAGGAAGACGCGCCCCUUCGGCUGAAGGUGAGGUGGAAGUCGGACACGGGGAAGUGCGUGGACGCGUCUCCGGCGCUGCUGGCCUGCGGCGAGGGCGGGCCCGUCACGGCGUACGUCGGCUCGCACUCCCGCAGGAUGCAGGCCAUCGACAUGGACUCCGGCGCGCGGAGGUGGGAGCGGGUCCUGGGGGACAGGAUCGAGUCCUCGGCAGCUGUGACCAGAUGUGGGAGGCUCGUCGUCGUAGGCUGCUACGACGGCUUGGUUUAUGUGCUGCGCGCGGACUCUGGCGAGACGUACUGGACGUUUCCUACCGGCAGCUCAGUGAAAAGCUGCCCCACGGUGGACCUUCUGACCGGGCUGGUGUUCAUAGGAUCCCAUGAUGGUCACGUCUAUGCCCUGAAUACGGAGGCCCGCUGCUGCGCCUGGAGCCGGCACUGCGGGGGCGGCGCGGUGUUCUCCUCCCCAGCCCUGCACUGCUCGCCCAGGCAGCUGUACGUGGCCACGCUGGGGUCCCGGCUCCUGGCCCUCAGCCCGGACAGCGGAGACACGAUCUGGGAGCAUGCCGGCGCCAGGCCCUUCUUCUCCUCCCCCUGCUGCUCGGAGGAGGCUGUGUGCCUCGGCUCUGUGGACGGGAGCAUACUCUGCUUCAGCCACGCCGGGGCGAAGCUCUGGCAGUUUUCCACUAGCGGCCCGGUCUUCUCCUCUCCCUGCCUGGCGCCGGCGCCUCCUGCUGGCUGGAGGCUGCUCUGCGGCUCCCACGACGGCUCCGUCUACUGCCUGAGCGCCCGCGGCGAGCUCCUCUGGAGGUUCCGGACGACGGGGAAGGUGUUCGCCAGCCCGUUCGUCUUCGGCGGGGGCGGGGGGCGGGGCGGCCCAGCCCUGGUGGCUGUGGCGUCGGCCGACGGCAGGCUGUGGGUCCUGGACGCGGCAGACGGGGCGCUGAGGGGCUCCCACUCCUUCCCGGGAGAAGUGUUCUCGUCCCCCGUGGUGUGGGGGCGUGGCCUGUGCGUCGGCUGCAGGAAUGACUUCGUCUACUGCCUGGAGUUUUAAUCCCCGGCGGCGUGCCGCACAGACCUCUCGCUGCGCUCGCUAACUCCCAUCACAGAGGGAACAUGGGGGCCUGGGCUCCGCGGGACAAUGCGCCAGGGGUUCGAUCACUGGUGCACGCACAGCCGUCGCAGUGGCUGUCUGUAAUUGUGCAUUUCUGCCCUUGUUUCCUUGAACUGUGUAUUUUUAUAGACAAUAAAACAACCUCCCCCAGCUUUUAAACCGUUAAGGGCUGGGGCAGAUCCGUGGUGGAUUUUGGACAGUGA
Lepisosteus oculatus (spotted gar) is the source of this 3630-nucleotide messenger RNA. It is a transcript of the gene aasdh, whose product is annotated as aminoadipate-semialdehyde dehydrogenase. The record is from RefSeq and is a predicted model, not a curated record. Gene Ontology annotation, molecular function: protein binding. NCBI's taxonomy places the organism in Eukaryota, Metazoa, Chordata, Actinopteri, Semionotiformes, Lepisosteidae. Gene Ontology annotation, biological process: amino acid activation for nonribosomal peptide biosynthetic process.